AUGGAGGGCCCCUUGGUCACCACCACCCCUGGGGCUAACGGCAUCCAACCGCCGCCCAAGGCUCCCACGGCAACCACGAUAGAUCCCCAACUCAUAGUCGACCACCUCGCAAAAGUCCUGAGCGUCACCCUGGGCGCCGCCGAGGACGAGCUCGCCGCGCCCGGCAGCUUGCUGUCCGAGUCUGUCAUAGCCGACACUCUGCAACGGUGUACGCGCUUCGCUUUGGAGUCGCAGGUGGCACUUUAUGUCCAGCGGAUCGUCGGCGAGCAACCAGAGCCGGUAGACGUCCCGCCUCCGCAGUAUACCUACGUCCUCAGCUCUGAGCUGUCUUCCGCCGUGCAAUACGAUGCCUGUGUCGCUUUCUUCAAGGGCCCUCAGCCCAUUAAUCCCGCUUUGCCGAUUAGCUCGCAGAUUCAGAUCAUGCCUCUACCGGGAAUCACGUCGUCGGAAACUGCGCCGCCUGGUCAGAUCGCUGGUCCCUCGCCUUUCGAGGCCCUGCACGCUGCAAUUCACCUGGCGCUGGCGCCAUACUUCGAUGCUUAUACUAGAAGUCAGGCCGCGUCGCAUCCCAGCUGGACUAAGGGAGAUGCGGACUCGAGAACCGGUAUACCUGGAGCGAAGAAGAGGAUGGCGGAGCUGGAGCUGAGCUUGCUUCAGCUGCAACAGAACAUUGAAAUUCCCGAACUCGUUUUGGCCCUGCCUGAGGUGAUUCAGAAUGCGCUGGAAGAGGCGCGGGAACGUCAGGUUAAGCCAACCAUCGAGUUCAUCCCCGCGGCGCUUCUGGACGACAGCAAGUUCCUGAACAACCUGCAAAAUAUCGUCAACGGCUGGAUUAGGCAGAUUCAAGCAAUCACCAAGACGAAUCGGGACCCUGCUAGUGGCACUGCGGGCCAAGAGAUCAACUUUUGGCUGGCGAUGGAAACUAGUCUGGCAUCGAUCGAACAGCAGCUCCGGAGCGAGGGUGUUUCGCUCACCAUGGACGUACUGAGGCACGCCAAGCGUUUCCAGGCCACUGUUAGUUUCACCACGGACACGGGCUUGAAGGAGACCAUGGAAAUGGUGCAAAAGUACAACUUGUUGAUGCGCGACUUUCCAUUGGACGAGCUGCUGUCUGCUCCUAGCUUGCAGAAGGUUCAGGACGCUAUUAAUUUGAUCUUCACUCACUUGAACAAGAAGCUCCGCGCAUCUCCUUACCCGAUCAAGCGGGCUUUGGCUCUUGUGGAAGCUAUUUCCGGCGACCUGGAUGGUCGGAUACAUUACCUUCUUAAUGGUCGUUCGUUAAUGCACCAGGAAUUCCCAGACUUUGAUGCGACUAUGAGACUGGCGGAAGGCAUUUGGCGGGCAUGGGAUGAGAACGUCAAAGAAUUCACCAACGUUGCGCGUGAAGUUUCCAGGAGGAGGAACGAGAAAUUCAUCCCAAUCAAGAUCUCUCCUCGCCACAUCAAGACCCAGGAUAGACUCAAGUACAUCACCACCUUCCGUAGGAACCACGAACAACUCCAGCGGACCAUCGUCAACGUGCUUGGCUCCAAGACUUCCGCGCGGGAACUCACGGACGGUGCUAAAGGCAGCGAGGCCGUUAUCGUGGAGGAAAUUGGUGAUGUGGAUGCCGUCGAGGAAGUCGCUCAGGCGUACGCGGCAUUGAAAGAUGUCGAUAUCUUGGAUGUUUCUCCGGAGGGAACGCGCAUCUGGGAACAGGCCGAAAUGACCUACAACGAGCGGACGUCGCGCGUCGAAAACUCCAUCAUCGCUAGGCUGAGAGACCGCCUGGCCACUGCCAAGAACGCCAACGAAAUGUUCCGCGUGUUCUCCAAGUUCAACGCACUCUUCGUCAGGCCGAAGAUUCGGGGUGCCAUUUCGGAGUACCAGACUCAGCUUAUCGACAAUGUCAAGCAGGACAUUUCGGCAUUGCAUGAGCGCUUCAAGCAGCAGUAUGGCCAUUCCGAGGCGCACGCGAUGGCACAGCUUCGCGAUCUUCCACCUGUCUCAGGUGCCGUUAUCUGGGCACGUCAAAUUGAGCGGCAGCUGGAUGGUUACAUGAGAAAGGUGGAGGACAUCCUUGGUAAAGACUGGGGUCUCCAUAUGGAAGGCCAGAAGCUCCAAAGCGAGAGCAGCAUGUUCCGCAAGAAGCUUGAGACUAGGCCUAUUUACGAGGCUUGGUUGAGGGAGGUCCAGAGGCGGAAUCUAUCCAUUUCUGGCCGUCUUUUCAGCGUGUCACGCAACCGUGCGGCUGGCAAUUCGCUCGAGCUCGGUGUCAACUUCGACCACCAGGUCAUUGCUCUCUUCAAGGAAGUCCGGAACCUGCUUUGGCUCAAUUACCAGGUGCCUCACGCCAUCAACAACAUCUCCAAGGAAGCAAAGCGUGUUUAUCCUUAUGCUGUCAGCAUGAUGGAGAGCGUACGGACAUACUCGCAAACGACUCGCGCAAUUGCCGAGAUGGCACAAGUUUCGAUCCUGCUCCACGGCUACCAGAACGAUGCGCAAAGCUUGAUCACCAAGGGUGUUCCUCUUAAGUGGGAAUCUUUCGUCCACGCCUACGACCUUCACAUCAAGCCGCUUGCUGUUGCGGCUGAUCCCAGUAUGGCUACUCGUAGUGAAAGCAAGCACGUCCAGUUCGUUCGUGAGUUUGCUGCUGCGGUGUCUCUUCUGCAGAGCAAGGCCGACACCCUCAGGACGAUCCAUGCUACCAUCCAAAAGGCUCUGACCGAUCUCGAGACCUGCGAGUACAAGCACGAUUCUUUCCGUCAGAGCUUGGACGUCAUUCAGCGCGCUGUCGAUCAACUGAACUUGGAGAACUACGUCAACCUCCCCUACUAUGUCGCUGAGAUGAAUGCUCGCAUCGAGGCUACCUUGCUCAUUCGUCUUAACCGCGCGGUCACGGAAUGGAUUGAGGCUUUUACUUCCGCUGAUGGCUCAGAGGAAGAUGAGAGGAACAACACUUUGAGGGCUCUUGAGGGCUCUCCUGAGCAGCAGCCUAAAACCCUUCCUCGUCUCUCCCAUCUGAUCCACGAGAUUACCAUGCGGAACCAGGUCAUCUACCUCGACCCUCCUCUGGAGUUUGCCCGUGCUAGCUGGUUGGACCAGCUUCACGAAUGGCUCGGCGUUAUUUGCAGGCUUCAAAAGAUCAAGUCCUCUCGGUACGAGAUGAGGCUCGAGGCCACUCGUCAAGAGCCUACUGAGCAGCGCUUCGCAGAACUUCCAAGCCGUUGCACUCAAUCGCUGACGCAGGUCUAUGGCGCAAUCGAGAACAAGAUCCGCGAGAUCGGUACCUAUGUUGACGACUGGCUUCGUUUCCAGUCGCUGUGGGAUCUCAAGUCCGACCAAGUCUAUGACAUCCUCGGUGAAGACCUCUCCAAGUGGCUUCAGCUUUUGCAAGAUAUUCGCAAGACCCGUUCCACCUUCGACACCUCUGACGUCAGCCGCUCGUUUGGAAACGUCACCAUCGACUACGAGCAGGUGCAGAUGAAGGUCAAUGCCAAGUAUGACCAGUGGCAGCACGAGAUUCUUGUCAAGUUUGCUGGUCGCUUGGGUACUCGCAUGACGGAGAUCUAUGCUGAGAUUGAGAAGGCGCGCAGGGACCUUGAAGGCCAGUCCCUGGAGGCUUCAUCCACGGCACAAGCUGUUCAAUUCAUCACAUCCGUUCAACAGACCAGGCGCAAGGUCAAGUCUUGGGCUCCGGAAAUCGAGACUUUCAGACAAGGACAAACCACCCUUACGCGGCAACGAUACCAAUUCCCGAACGACUGGCUCCAUACUGAUCAGAUCGACCAUGAAUGGGCUACGCUGAACGAAAUCCUCAACCGCAAGAGCAAGAUUGUCAGUGACCAGACUGAUGCGCUCAGGGCCAAGAUCACGGCCCAGGACAGAGUCGUCAACGACAAGAUUACCGAGCUCGUCCAGCAGUGGGGUGAAGAGAAGCCUGUGUCUGGAACGAUUCCUCCCGACGAGGCGUCUGCCAUUCUGCAAUCCUUCGACCAGAGGUUGACGCAACUCAAUGAGGAUGCCCAGACAGUUUCCAAGGCUAAGGAGGCUCUUGACCUCCCUGCCAGCGGCGAGACCAUCCUUCCUAGCUUGCUCGAAGAAGUUCAGGACUUCAAGUCCGUCUGGGCUGCUCUGUCUACUAUCUGGAGCAGCUUGAACGAGCUGAAGGAUACUCUUUGGACGAGCAUCCAGCCUCGCAAGCUUCGUCAAUCCCUCGACAACUUGAUCAAGAUGACCAAGGAGAUGCCUUCCCGUAUGCGUCAAUACGCUGCCUUUGAGCACGUCCAGAACCACCUCCGUGGUCUUCUGAAGGUCAACCCGCUACUCUCUGAUAUGCGCUCCGAGGCUGUCCGCGAGCGUCACUGGAUCAAAAUUUUCCGGGCACUGAAGCCUUCCAAGAGAUAUUCUCCUCUCUCGAUGACUCUUGGUGAUGUCUGGGAUCUCCAGCUUGGUCCUAGCGAGACUGUCAUCAAGGAUGUGAUCACGCAAGCUCAAGGUGAAAUGGCUCUCGAGGAGUUCUUGAGACAGGUCCGCGAGACAUGGCAAAACUACUCUCUCGAACUGGUUUCUUACCAGAACAAGUGCCGUCUCAUCCGCGGCUGGGACGACCUGUUUGCCAAGUGCAGUGAGAACCUCAACUCUCUCCAAGCCAUGAGGCAUUCGCCUUACUACAAGGAAUUCGAAGAGGAAGCUUCUUCCUGGGAGGAAAAGCUGAACCGUAUCCAUGUCCUCUUCGAUGUCUGGAUUGAUGUCCAGCGCCAGUGGGUCUACUUGGAGGGUGUUUUUACAGGCAACGCCGACAUCAAGCACCUGCUGCCGAUGGAGUCUUCGCGUUUCCAGAACAUCAACUCCGAGUUCCUUAACGUCAUGAAGAAGGUUGCUCGGUCGCCUUUCAUCCUAGAUGUGCUGGCUAUUUCGGGUGUGCAGAAGUCCUUGGAGCGUCUUGCCGAGCUGCUCAACAAGAUCCAAAAGGCUCUUGGAGAGUACCUCGAACGCGAGCGUGUCUCUUUCCCCCGUUUCUACUUCGUUGGUGACGAGGAUCUGCUCGAAAUCAUCGGUAACAGCAACGAUACGCUCAGGAUCGAAAAGCAUCUCCGCAAGAUGUUUGCUGGUCUGUCCGGCUUGACGACCACGGAUGACUCGACUAUCGUUGGUUUCACCUCCAAGGAGGGCGAACAAGUUGGUCUUAAGAAGGAGAUUUCUCUGGUCAAGACCCCGAAGAUCAACGAAUGGCUUGGUGCUCUUGAGCACAACAUGAAGGACACCUUGGCGCAGCUUACCGCCGAAGCCAUCGAGCACUUCCAUGGCAUUCUUAAUGCCGAGACCCUCGAUCGCGCCGCUUUCGAAGCCUACAUUGCUGCGUAUCCGGCCCAGAUUGUUGUCCUGGCCACGCAGGCCUGCUGGACUACUGAUGUCGAAGCUGCUCUGCGUGACGGUGGAUCCUCGCUGCCAGCUCUGUAUGAACGCCAGGUCACCAUCUUGCAGCUCUUGGCAGCUGCCGUCCUUGUCGACCUUGAUGUCAUCCAGCGCAAGAAGUGCGAGCACUUGAUCACUGAGUGUGUGCACCAGCGUGACGUUAUUGACAAGCUGCGCAAAGUGGGCGCUACCUCCGAGAACCACCAUGAGUGGCUCCUCCAGAUGCGCUACUCGUACAAGGGCGAGGGUGACUUCGUUAAGCGCUUGCAAAUCAAGAUGGCCAGCGCUGUUUUGGACUACGGUUUCGAGUAUCUUGGUGUUGCGGACCGCCUUGUCCGCACUCCUCUUACGGAUCGCUGUUUCCUGACCCUGACGCAGGCCCUGUCUCAGAGACUUGGUGGUUCCCCCUACGGUCCCGCCGGUACUGGUAAGACGGAGUCCGUCAAGGCGCUUGGUCUGCAGCUCGGACGUUUCACCUUAGUCUUCUGUUGUGACGACACUUUCGAUUUCCAGGCCAUGGGUCGUAUCUUCCUUGGUAUUUGCCAGGUCGGCGCUUGGGGUUGUUUCGACGAGUUCAACCGUCUCGAGGAACGUAUUCUGUCGGCCGUCUCGCAACAGGUGCAGAACAUCCAACUUGGUCUCCGCAAGGGCAUGGAAGACGACAAGGCUCAAAUUGAGUUGAUUGGUCGCAACAUCAGGGUCAACCUCAACACUGGUAUCUUCAUCACCAUGAACCCUGGUUAUGCCGGUCGUUCCAACCUUCCCGACAACUUGAAGAAGCUGUUUCGUAGCGUCGCCAUGUCCAAGCCUGACAAGGAGCUCAUUGCCGAAGUCAUGCUCUACUCUCAGGGUUUCUCACACGCCAAGUCCAUCUCCAGUCAGAUUGUGCCUUUCUUCGACAAGUGUAGCAAGGGGCUUUCCAAACAAGCCCACUAUGACUUCGGUCUGCGUGCCCUGAAGUCUGUGCUUGUCAGCUCUGGUGGCCUGAAGCGUGCUAGGGUUGCUGCUGAUGAAGAGGGCACCUCUGAUGACGAGAUCCUUGAGCCCCAAAUCAUGGUGCAGAGUUUGAGGGAGACUGUGGCUCCUAAGCUCAUCCGCUCUGAUGUCGACACUAUGAUCCAGAUUGAGUCGGAGACAUUCCCUGACGUUAAGUACCUGCCGGCUCCUCUUGAAGCGCUCCAGCAGGCUAUCCACGAGUCUGCGGCCGAGCAACGCCUGGUUGUCAGCGAAGCGUGGAUGACGAAGGUUUUGCAGCUGUACCAAAUUCAGAACCUUCACCACGGUGUCAUGAUGGUGGGUUCUUCCGGUUCGGGCAAGUCUACUGCUUGGAAGACUCUGCUUUCGGCGUUGCAGCGUGUCGAAGGCGUCGAGGGUGUUUGCCAUGUCAUUGACCCGAAGGUCAUGUCGAAGGAGCACCUGUACGGUAAUCUCGACAGCACCACCAGAGAAUGGACGGAUGGUCUCUUCACCAGCAUUCUGCGUAAGAUCGUCGACAACCUGCGUGGUGAGGACACUAAGCGCCACUGGAUCAUCUUUGAUGGUGAUGUCGAUCCUGAAUGGGUUGAGAACUUGAACUCCGUUCUUGACGACAACAAGCUCCUCACGCUGCCUAACGGUGAACGUCUCAACCUUCCGCCGAACGUCCGCAUCAUGUUCGAAGUCGAGACCCUCAAGUACGCUACGCUGGCCACGGUCAGUCGUUGCGGUAUGGUCUGGUUUAGCGAUGACACCGUUUCUACGGACAUGAUGAUCUCCAACUACCUCGGCGAACUGCGCAACACGCCCUUCGAGGACUUGGAAGAUGACACCAUUUCCCCUGGUCAGAUGUCACAGAAGGCUCUGCAGGUCCAGAAGUUCGUUGCUGACCUGCUUGAGCACCGUCUCAUGGCCGACAACUUCAUCCAGAAGGCUUUGGACGGUGCCCGUGACUUCCACCACAUCAUGGAGUUUACCAACAUCCGUGUGCUCAACACCCUCUUCUCUCUCUUGAACAAGACCUGCAGGUCUAUGCUUGAGUACAAUGUGCAGCAUCCGGACUUCUCGCUCGAGGAUGAGCAGAUCGAGUCAUUCCUCUCCAAGAAGCUGCUUGUCGCGCUUAUCUGGUCUUUCACGGGUGACUGUCCGCUUGGUGAGCGCAAGGCUUUCGGCGACUUCGUGGCGGGUCAGAGCACCAUCGACCUGCCACCGCUUGGUGCCGGAACGUCUCUCAUUGACUUUGACGUCGCUUUGCCGCGCGCAGACUGGACGCUCUGGCAGAACCAGGUCCCCAAUGUUGAGGUCAACACUCACUCUAUCAUUCAGACUGAUGUCGUCAUUCCGACAUUGGAUACUGUCCGUCACGAGGAUGUCCUGUACUCUUGGCUCGCCGAGCACAAGCCUCUUCUGCUUUGCGGUCCUCCUGGUUCCGGUAAAACCAUGACUCUCUUCAGCGCUCUUAGAAAGUUGCCGAAUAUGGAAGUCGUUGGCCUGAACUUCUCCAGCGCGACGACUCCUGACUUGCUCAUCAAGACCUUCGAGCAAUACUGCGAGUACCGCAAGACUCUCAACGGUGUGAUCCUUAGCCCCACCCAGAUUGGCCGCUGGCUUGUCAUCUUCUGCGAUGAAAUCAACUUGCCUGCCCCCGACAACUACGGUACCCAGCGUGCCAUUUCGUUCCUCAGACAGCUUGUUGAACAGAACGGUUUCUGGAGAACCUCUGACAAGGCAUGGGUCACGCUCGACCGCAUUCAGUUCGUGGGUGCUUGUAACCCGCCCACUGAUGCUGGUCGUACGGCUAUGGGCUUGCGUUUCCUGCGUCAUUCGCCCCUGGUCAUGGUUGACUACCCUGGCGAGCUUUCGCUGCAGCAAAUUUACGGAACGUUCAACAACGCAGUCCUUAAGAUCAUUCCGGCACUGCGUGGUUACGCUGAGCCUUUGACGAAGUCUAUGGUCCAAGUCUACUUGGAGUCUCAGAAGCGCUUCACUCCUGACAUUCAACCACACUACGUCUACUCGCCUCGUGAGUUGACCAGAUGGGUCAGAGGUGUGUACGAAGCUAUCCGACCUCUGGAGAACUUGAGCGUCGAAGGCUUGGUGAGGAUCUGGGCCCACGAAGCCCUGCGUCUCUUCCAGGAUCGUCUCAUUGCCGAAGAGGAGCGCAAGUGGACGGAAGAGUGUGUGCACCGCGUUGCGCUCGAGCACUUCCCCACCAUCGAAGAAGACAAGGCCCUUGGAGGACCGAUUCUCUUCUCCAACUGGCUGUCUAAGCACUACGUUCCUGUCGAGCGUGACCAGCUUCGUGACUUCGUCAAGGCUCGUCUCAAGACCUUCUGUGAGGAAGAGGUGGAUGUUCCGCUUAUCCUGUUCAACGAUGUCCUGGACCAUGUCCUCCGUAUCGAUCGUGUCUUCCGUCAACCUCAAGGUCAUCUUAUCCUUAUCGGUGUCAGUGGCAGUGGCAAGACUACUCUUUCCCGCUUCGUGGCUUGGAUGAACGGUCUCAAGGUUGUCCAGAUCAAGGUGCACGGCAAGUACUCCGCUGAAGACUUUGAUGACGAUCUUCGGAGCGUCCUGCGCAGAUGUGGUUGCAAGGGCGAGAAGAUUUGUUUCAUCAUGGACGAGUCCAACGUUCUUGACUCCGGUUUCCUUGAGCGCAUGAACACUCUGCUUGCCAACGCCGAAGUCCCCGGUCUGUUCGAGGGUGAUGAGUACGCUUCGUUGAUGACAUCUUGCAAGGAAGGUGCUCAGCGCCAAGGCCUGUUGCUCGACUCUCAGGAGGAACUGUACAAGUGGUUCACUCAGCAAAUUGUCAAGAAUCUGCACGUGGUGUUCACUAUGAACCCGCCCGAGGAAGGCCUUUCUUCCAAGGCUGCUACGUCCCCUGCCCUGUUCAACCGUUGCGUUCUUAACUGGUUCGGUGACUGGUCCGACCAAGCGCUCUACCAGGUCGGCUCCGAGUUGACUCAGCGUGUCGAUCUCGACAGGGCCAACUGGAAGGCUCCCGACAGCAUUCCUGUCGCCUACCGUGAGCUCCAGCUGCCUCCUUCGCACCGUGAGGCGGUCAUCAACGCCAUGGUGUACAUCCACUACUCGCUUCACCGCUUCAACACUCGCCUGCAGAAGCAGCAGAACAAGAAGACGUACUUGACGCCUCGUCACUUCUUGGACUUUGUCGCCCAGUACGUUACGCUCUACCAGGAGAAGCGUGAAGACCUUGAGGAGCAGCAACGCCAUUUGAACGUUGGUUUGGAGAAGCUUCGUGAGACUGUCGACAAGGUUAGGGACCUCAGGGCCAGUCUUGCCCAGAAGAAGAGUCAGCUCGAGUUGAAGGACGCCGAAGCCAACGAGAAGCUGCAGCGCAUGAUUGCUGAUCAGCGCGAGGCUGAGCAACGUAAGACCCACUCGCUCGAGGUCCAGGCUGCUUUGGAGAAGCAAGAAAAGGAAGUCGCAGAGCGCAGAGAGGUUGUGCUUAACGACCUUGCCCACGCCGAGCCCGCUGUGCUUGAAGCUCAGAAGAGUGUCAGCAACAUCAAGCGUCAGCACCUUACCGAAGUCAGGUCUAUGCAAAACCCUCCUUCUGGUGUCAAGCUUGCCCUCGACGCUGUCUGCUCGCUCCUUGGCCACAAGGUCAGCGAUUGGAGAUCCGUCGUGGCGAUUGUCAGGCGUGAUGACUUCAUUGCCAGCAUUGUCACGUACAAGAACGAGGAGCAGAUGACGGCGAACCUCCGUCUUAAGAUGCGCAGGGACUACCUGUCCAAGGAGGACUUCACCUACGACCGUGUCAACCGCGCUUCCAAGGCUUGCGGUCCGCUGGUCCAGUGGGUCGAGGCCCAGGUCAACUACUCCGAGAUUCUCGACCGUGUCGGUCCUCUCAGAGAGGAAGUGGGUCAGCUCGCGGAGGCUGCUGAGCAGACCAAGGCUGAGGCCAUUGCCAUCCAGAACACGAUCAAGUCGCUUGAGGACAGCAUUGGCACGUACAAGACCGAAUAUGCGGCGCUCAUUAGCGAGACUCAGGCCAUCAAGGCCGAAAUGUCGCGUGUCCAAUUCAAGGUCGACCGCAGUGUCAGCCUACUCGACAGUUUGUCUUCUGAGCGUGGCAGAUGGGAGGAGAGCAGCAAGUCGUUCGAAACACAAAUCGACACCAUCGUCGGCGACGUCCUGGUCGCCGCCGCCUUUAUUGCUUACAGCGGUUACUACGACCAACAAUACCGUAAGGCGAUGACGGAGGACUGGUUCCAUCAUAUGUCAAUGUCUGGACUCAGCUUCAAGGCUCACAACCCCGUCACCGAAUACCUUUCGACCGCCGAUGAGCGUCUGUCGUGGCAGGAGAACUCGCUGCCAGCUGACGAUCUUUGCACGGAGAACGCUAUCAUCUUGAAGAGGUUCAACCGCUACCCGCUCAUCAUCGAUCCUUCUGGCCGCGUGCCUGAAUUCCUUCAGAAGGAGUGCAAGGACCGCCGUCUCACUGUCACCAGUUUCUUGGACGAUUCCUUCACCAAGCAGCUCGAAAGUGCUCUGCGUUUCGGCAACCCCAUCCUCAUCCAGGACGCUGAGCACCUCGACCCUAUCCUCAACCACGUGCUUAACAAGGAAUACCAGAAGACCGGUGGUCGUGUGCUCAUUCAGCUCGGCAAGCAAGAAAUUGAUUUCUCGCCUUCCUUCCGCCUGUACCUCUGCACCAGGGACCCGUCGGCGACAUUCGCCCCGGAUAUUUGCAGCAGAACUACUUUCGUCAACUUUACUGUCACUCAGAGCAGUCUGCAAACCCAGUCGCUGGCUGAAGUACUCAAGUCCGAGAGGCCCGACGUCGAUGAGCGCCGUUCCAACCUCAUCAAGAUGCAGGGCGAGUUCUCCGUCCACUUGCGUGCACUUGAGAAGCGUCUGCUUCAAGCGCUUAACGAGUCUCGCGGAAACAUCCUGGAUGACGAUCACGUCAUCGAAACGCUCGAGACGCUCAAGAAGGAGGCCGCUGAGAUUUCUGCCAAGGUGUCUGAGACUGAAGGCGUCAUGAACGAGGUUGACAACAUUACCCUGCAGUAUGAGAUUGUUGCUCGUUCUUGCUCGGCUAUCUUCGCCGUUCUGGAGCAGCUGCGUCACGUCAACUUCUUCUACCAGUUCUCGCUGCAGUACUUUACCGACAUUUUCGAGUCGGUCCUGCAAGAUACCAAGAAGAUUGGUGGAGACUUGAGUUAUGCCGCUCGCAUCGACCACAUCAUCAAGGAGCUGUUCAUUGACACCUACCGGCGCACUUCGCUGGCCCUCCUCCACAAGGACCGGGUCAUGCUGGCCAUGCUUCUUGCCCAAGCCGCGCCUUACAAGAUGGACAAGUCUCUGAUUGAUCAGGUCCUCGACAACGAUCUUCUGCCUGUCGAUGUCUCAACCGAGCCUCGUCGCAAGGACGAAGUCCUCAUUCGCGUCGCCAAGCACCCGCUUUUCAAGAACGAGGUUGAGAAGAUCGACGAGGGAUCGUGGAGCACCUUCUGCACUGAAGAGCUGGCGGAGAACUUUGUUCCUAAGGCCUGGCCCCAGGCUACCGAGAACCUCGACCAGCAACUGCGGUCGCUUAUCCUAGUCAAGCUGUUCCGUGUCGAUCGCUUUGUUCCUGCCGUCGAGCGCUUCGUCACCGAGGUGUUCGGCAAGGGCUUCCCAGUCGUCAGCGACGACCUUGGAGCCAUUGUCAAGCAGGUCUCUGCCCGCACUCCCAUCGCACUCAGCUCCUCGCCUGGUUUCGAUGCUUCAUACAAGGUCGACAACCUCGUCGAGCGCAUGCGCGUCAGCUGCACCAACAUCGCUAUGGGUUCCAACGAAGGUCUCGCAAGCGCCGACAAGGCCAUCACGGCGGCCGCGGCUACUGGCAACUGGGUGCUGGUCAAGAACGUCCACCUGGCGCCGACGUGGCUGCAGAGCUUGGAGAAGCGUAUCGACUCGCUCAAGCCGCACCAGGACUUCCGCCUCUUCCUGUCGAUGGAGAGCAGCCCGAAGAUUCCCGUCAACUUGCUGCGCGCCUCGCGUGUCCUGAUGUACGAGCAGCCAGCUGGUAUCAAGGCCAACAUGAAGGACUCGCUGUCGCAGCUGGCGACGCGCGCGACCAAGCAACCCGUCGAGAGGGCCAGAAUCUACCUUCUGCUCUGCUUCUUGCACGCAGUGGUGCAGGAACGCUUGAGGUACGCGCCCAACCUGGGCUGGAAGGGCUUCUGGGAGUUCAACGACAGCGACUACGAGUGCUGCGCCAACAUCAUUGACACGUGGAUCGAGUCGGUGGCGCACGGCCGUACCAACGUAGCGCCCAAAAAUAUCCCAUGGGAGAUGCUGCGGGUCCUGCUGUCGGAGAUGUACGGCGGCAAGAUCGACGACGAAGAAGACUGGCAGACGCUGGCGGGCUUGGUGAACGCAAUCAUGGACCCGGCGGCUUUCGAGGAGGGCUGGCGCAUUGUGAAGCCCACGCCUGAAAACGACAACACGGAACUUGAGCUGCCGAGCGAGACGGCUUGGAGCUCGUUCUUGGACUGGGUCAAUGGGCUGCCGGAGCGCGAGCCGCCGACUUAUCUGGGACUGCCGGCGAAUGCGGAGAAGCUGUUGCUGGUGGGACAAGCGAAGGAGAUGGUGAGCAACUUGAAGCAAGUUGUGGAGUUGUUGGAUGAGGGAGAGCAGGUUAUGGCAGAGGCGGCGGAUAAUUAG
Aplosporella prunicola CBS 121167 is the source of this 13050-nucleotide messenger RNA. RefSeq lists its product as uncharacterized. Gene Ontology annotation, molecular function: minus-end-directed microtubule motor activity; dynein intermediate chain binding; ATP hydrolysis activity. The transcript has 2 exons. NCBI's taxonomy places the organism in Eukaryota, Fungi, Ascomycota, Dothideomycetes, Botryosphaeriales, Aplosporellaceae. Gene Ontology annotation, cellular component: dynein complex. The record is from RefSeq and is a predicted model, not a curated record. Gene Ontology annotation, biological process: microtubule-based movement. Bases 1 to 13050 code for a protein of 4349 amino acids.